UUAAAAGAUUUUGAAUAUUAAAUUGAUUUUUUUUUAAAGAAUGGUAUAUAAAAAUGUUAUGUUUGGAACAUUCGUCUUAACAAGUUUUAUAAUGAUAGUGAUCCAUGCUGAUAAACCACAUAUAAUAAUGAUUGUUGCUGAUGAUUUAGGAUGGAAUGACAUUAGUUUUCAUGGCUCUAAUGAAAUACCUACACCAAACAUAGAUAGGCUUGCGAAUAAUGGUGUUAUUCUUGACAACUACUAUGUUCUACCAAUUUGUACACCCAGUAGAAGUGCAAUUAUGACAGGCAGAUAUCCAAUACAUACAGGGAUGCAACAAGAUACAAUAUUUGGUCCUAAUCCAUAUGGAGUUGGUUUAAAUGAAAAAUUUUUACCACAGUAUUUAAAACAGCAAGGCUACAAAACACAUGGUGUAGGAAAGUGGCAUCUAGGAUUUUUUGCUAAGCAAUACACACCAACGUAUCGUGGUUUUGACUCGUAUUAUGGUUCUUAUUUGGGUAAAGGAGACUACUGGAAUCACUCAAAUACAGAGACAUACUCUGGUUUAGAUCUUCAUGACAAUGAAAACGGUGUUUUUUCACAAGAUGGAAACUACAGUACUGAAAUGUAUACUGCAGAAGCUAUUAGUUGCAUCAAUAAUCAUAAUAGUUCUGAACCUUUGUUCUUAUAUUUGGCUUAUCAAGCUGUUCACAGUGCUAACACAGAAGAGGAUCCUUUGCAGGCUCCUCAAGAAUGGAUUGAUAAAUUUUCUUACAUAAAACAUGAGCAACGACGAAAAUAUGCUGCUAUGUUAGGGUAUAUGGAUUAUGGUGUUGGAAGGGUACAUGAUGCGUUAGCUAAAAAGAAGAUGUUAGAUAACUCUAUCAUCAUUUUCACCACAGAUAAUGGUGGUCCUGCAAAUGGUUUCGACUAUAAUUGGGCAAACAAUUUUCCUCUUAGAGGUGUAAAAGCAACUCUUUUUGAAGGUGGAGUUCGUGGUGUUAGCUUUGUUUACAGUAAACUUAUUGAGAGUCCUAGAGUUUCACAUGAACUAAUCCAUAUUACUGAUUGGUUACCUACAUUAGUUAACUUAGCAGGUGGAAAGGUAUCUGAUGGUUUUUUAGAUGGAUUUGAUCAGUGGGCAACUUUGCAAAAUAAACAGUCUUCACAGAGGAAUGAGGUAUUAUUAAACAUUGAUGAAAAAGUCUGGAAGAAUGAAGCAUUACGAGUUGGAAGCUGGAAGAUUAUUAAAGAAGGUAAUUAUUGGGAUGGUUGGUACCCUCCUCCAUCUUUUAAUGAACAAUCAAAUAAUUCUUUCAGUUAUUUGUCCAGUACUGUGAAAUGUGGUCAUGAUAUCCCUAUUGUCAUCAAUCACUGUGAUAGUUAUUGUCUAUUUCAUAUUGAUGAAGAUCCAUGUGAAAUUAAUGAUUUAUCCAAAAAGUUCCCUGAAGUUUUAGCAGAACUGAUAAAUAGGCUUAAUACAUACAGACAAUCAAUGGUUCCACCUAGAAACAAUAUGACUAUUGAUCCAAGAUCAGAUCCGAAGCUGCAUAAUGGAGUAUGGCAACCAUGGGAGAUGCUUAAUUAAUACUUUCCGUUUGAAUUUACACGCUGCACGGGUCGGAAUGACAAACAAAAAUUUUGAAAUUUUUUUAUUUCCAUCUCGUUCAGCCUUAAAUACUUUUAACGUUUUAGCAAGUUUUUUUUAUAAUCAUUAUACUUGACUUUUAUGUUUUAUAAACUUUAUUAUUAAAUUUUAUAUUUUAACUUUAAUUUUAGUUUUAAUAUAUUUUAACUUUGCAACAUUGUACUUUUUAACUUUUCAUUGUAAAUUUUAACUGUAUUUAUAGUA
Messenger RNA from Hydra vulgaris (swiftwater hydra), 1831 nucleotides. Its product is annotated as arylsulfatase B. The record is from RefSeq and is a predicted model, not a curated record. Lineage: Eukaryota; Metazoa; Cnidaria; Hydrozoa; Anthoathecata; Hydridae.